Messenger RNA from Sinocyclocheilus anshuiensis, 6346 nucleotides. RefSeq names its product epithelial discoidin domain-containing receptor 1-like. The transcript is spliced from 17 exons. Bases 786 to 3524 code for a protein of 912 amino acids. Gene Ontology annotation, molecular function: protein tyrosine kinase collagen receptor activity; collagen binding; ATP binding. NCBI's taxonomy places the organism in Eukaryota, Metazoa, Chordata, Actinopteri, Cypriniformes, Cyprinidae. Gene Ontology annotation, cellular component: signaling receptor complex; plasma membrane. The record is from RefSeq and is a predicted model, not a curated record. Gene Ontology annotation, biological process: cell surface receptor protein tyrosine kinase signaling pathway; multicellular organism development; protein phosphorylation.
AUUACAGCACUGUCUGUCUGGACUAGACUCACAUACUGCUGAAUACAGGCCAAUACCACACACACGGUAGCAGACGUAACACACACACAACAAACACAAAAGCAGACACAAAACCACACUGACUAAUAAACUUUGAGGUUAGCAUCACUAACCUUCCCUGAAACAGAUAGAAGCAUGUGUGUGCGCGAGGGGCUUUUCUGUUUUUUGGCAGCACACAGAUCAUGUGGUUGUUAUUAAGUCCACAUUCUGUUUAAGACAGCAGGGGGAUUUUGAACGGAGGGGAGAGGAGAUUACAGGAAAAAUGGAGCAAGGGAGAGGGGCAAAUAGCCUUAAACGGAGAAGGGGAAUAAAGAAGAAAGAGGGCGGAGGUUAAAAGGAAUGAUGGGUGCUGAGAGGUGCUGAAGAUGGGAUUCAUGGUGGGGAUACAGUGCUUUAGGGGUGUGUGUGAUGUUUGUGUGUUAGGGUGGGUUCUCACACAUGAUCUAUCAGAAGAACAGCUGUGUGACAAUAUGCUGAAGACCAACAUAUGCAGUGAGAGAAAGACCAAAUGAAGAGGAGCUGCAGCUAACAACUAUUUUGAUAAUCUGUUGAACAUGUAUUCCACAUCUGGAACAUUGGUGUCCUUCAAACAAUGUGCAAAGACUUUUGUAUAAUGAAUGUAUAAUAUUCAUUGUGUGCAAAAAUGGUAUAAAAAGUAUAUGGUAACAAUUCACCAUUCAUUUUCCCUACAGAGAUUUCGAAAAAGUCUUUAAAAAGUUAUAAGCUAUGAACAAAACCAACCAGCUAUGAGGUUGAGUACUGGAGAGGGGGACGGGGCGUGGUGUCCAGCUGGUCCAGUGUUUCCCAGCGGCUCAGAGUACCUGCAGGUGGAUCUGCGCAAGCUUCAUUUCCUGUCUCUGGUGGGCACACAGGGUCGCCAUGCAGAUGGGCUCGGGCGGGAGUUUGCACGCAGUUACCGGCUGCGUUACUCUCGUGAUGGACGACACUGGAUAACGUGGAAGGACCGCAGGGGACAGGAGGUGGUGUCAGGGAACGAGAACACAUAUGAUGUGGUCCUGAAGGACCUGGGUCCGCCCAUCAUAGCGCGCAUGGUGCGCGUCUACCCGCUGGCGGACCGUGUGAUGAGCGUGUGUCUAAGAGUUGAACUCUACGGUUGUGUUUGGAAGGACGGACUAAAGGCAUACACCGCUCCUGUGGGUCAUGUGAUGGACCUGUCAGACACUCCUGUCUACCUUAAUGACUCCAUCUAUGAUGGCAGUAAAGAGGCAGGGGUGAUGUUCGGAGGAUUGGGCCAGUUGUGUGAUGGUGUUUUAGGUGGGAAUGAUUUCAUGGAGAGUAAAGAGCUGAGAGUGUGGCCAGGAUAUGAUUACGUCGGCUGGAAUCGAGAAACCUUGGGCCAGCCCACUGUUGACAUUGAGUUUCACUUCGAGAAAACACGGGUCUUUCACACCAUGCAGGUGCACAGUAAUCACAGACACACUCAGCAUGUGCGGGUGUUCAAUGAAGUGGUGUGUGAGUUUAAGGCCAGUCUGUUGAGCCCGUGGGCGGAACCUGCGCUCAGUCUUCAAGUGCCGCUGUCUGACCUACACGACCCUUCGUCCCGCACCAUCUCACUGCCACUCGGAGGACGACCGGCGCAAAUUCUCCGCUGCCGUUUUUCUUUCAGUGACCGCUGGCUCCUCAUCAGCGAGAUAAGCUUCUACUCGAUGCCAUUUGAGGAUCGAUCCAUCCUUCCUCCUCUGCCUUCCUCCAGCACUCGUCCUCUCAAUGCUACUUCUCCUCCAACCCCCAGCCCCGCAAACGGAACCAGCAGCCCCACCGACCUCCUCAUGACCAUUACUUCACUGCUGCCCAGCAGCAUACCAACAGAGUUUCCUGCUGUCACUCUGAGGGCGGGCUUACCUAUGGCCAAAGAUGACAGCAGCAACACGGCCAUCCUGAUUGGCUGCCUGGUUGGAAUUAUCCUGCUCCUAUUGGCUGUCAUAGCUGUCAUACUUUGGAGGCAGUACUGGAAGAAACUACUUGGCAAGGCCCAAGGCAGCCUCUCCAGCGACGAGCUGCGGGUUCAUCUUUCGGUUCCAUCGGACAACGUGGUGAUCAAUAACACUAACACCCACACAUACUCCAGCCGCUACCAGCGCAUACACACCUUCCCCGACGACCGGGACCGCGAGGGAGAAUACCAGGAGCCCAGCACUGUACUGCGGCCCCGAGAGCAACGUGACAGCACAGCACUGCUGUUAAACAACCCAGCAUAUCAUCUCCUCCUGUCUGACCUGACACAUGGCCCCAACAGGCUGACAAACUGCCACAGCCAGCAAGAAAAGCCCCAAAACCUGUCCCAGGCAUGUGCUAUUGAUAUGGUUGAUAAAGGCCUACCAAUUCAGGAGGGACCGCCUCCUUACCCCGGAGCUCCACCCCCUUGCCUGUCAGCAGCUCAUUAUGGAGAAGCUUCCGGAGCCGGGGGAAGCGUUCCUCAUUAUGCAGAAGCUGACAUCAUCAGUCUGCAAGGCGUUAGUGGUAACAAUACAUAUGCAGUCCCCGCCCUCUCAGCCACGCCCACUGAUUGUCCACCACUGCCCGAGUUGCCACGGGAACGACUUAUAUUCAAAGAAAAGCUGGGAGAAGGACAAUUUGGAGAGGUUCAUCUGUGUGAGAUUGAAAACCCUCAGGACCUGGCAAACCUUGAGUUCCCAUUUAAUGUCAGGAAAGGGCGCCCUCUGUUGGUGGCUGUGAAGAUUUUAAGGCCAGAUGCCUCUAAAAAUGCCAGGAAUGAUUUUCUGAAGGAGGUGAAGAUUUUAUCUCGCCUGAAGGAUCCGAACAUAAUCCGCCUGCUGGGUGUGUGUGUAAGCAGCGACCCAUUGUGUAUGGUCACAGAGUACAUGGAGAGCGGAGACCUCAAUCAGUACCUCUCCCAUAGAGUGUUGCUGGACAAGACCGGCCCUUCACAUAAUACACCAACCAUCAGCUACCCAGCUUUGAUCUCCAUGGCGAGUCAGAUCGCAUCAGGAAUGAAGUUCUUGUCGUCUCUGAACUUUGUGCACCGAGACCUGGCCACGCGGAACUGCUUGGUGGGUGGAGAGAGGGGUGAGGGGGAGGACCGCGGCGGAGAGCGCCAGAUAAAGAUAGCUGAUUUUGGCAUGAGUAGGAACCUCUAUGCUGGCGAUUACUACAGGAUACAGGGACGAGCUGUGCUGCCUAUUCGCUGGAUGGCAUGGGAGUGCAUCCUCAUGGGGAAGUUCACUACGGCGAGUGAUAUGUGGGCAUUCGGCGUGACACUAUGGGAGAUGCUGAGCGUGUGUCAGGAGCAGCCGUACAGUCACAUGACCGAUGAACAGGUCAUUGACAACGCAGGGGAGUUUUUCAGAGACCAGGGCAGACAGGUGUACCUGUCUCGCCCAGCUGUGUGCCCACAGGGUUUGUAUGAGCUGAUGCUUAGCUGCUGGAACAGAGACUGUAAACUACGGCCUUCCUUUGCGUACAUUCACUCCUUCCUCACCGAAGACGCCAUGAACAUGGUUUAGAAAGUGACAGAGAGAUGAAAAGCGGAAGAAUGUAAGAAAGUGUGUGUGGACCACAGACUGGUGGUGUUUUUCAGCAGACACGGCUAAGCACUCUUAUGUAAAUUCGUGUCUUUUUUGAUGGGUGGGUUGGGGCAAAUAAAAGCCGCAGGUUCGGUGCCCCUAAAUGACCCACUUCUCACCCCUUAUCCUGAAAUCCUGAACUCUUCAAGCAACAUUUUAUCCCCAAAUCAUUUUAGGCUCGCUGUUCCCCCUCUAUCAAUACUUAUCACAUCACUAUUCCACAGUAUUUAGUUUCACAGAGAUACAAAUCUCCCAGAAUGCACCACAGAAAUGGUUCUUUUUUUUUUUCUGAAACAUUAUUCUGCCUCAUUUUUACUCGGUGAACCCAAGAAUGAAACCUCUCUGUAAAUGUUUCCUGCUGUAAAACUGAAGUCUUUUGUGUUCUGUGAGGUCCAGUAAUGAUGACUAAGCGCUGACGAUAGUCUAACGGGAAUAAUGUGGGAUUGGUUUUGUGAUAAAAUGUUGCUUGGCAUCUGAACCUUAAAUCCUGGUCCUCUAACCUGUAUGAAAAAUGUCUCUUCAUUCCCUAGACACUGAAUAGAUCUCGAAACAUAAUCAUAUAAACUGGUGGAGGGUUUCAUAGCUAGAUGACAGGCAGCACAAAAGCACACGGCUCUAUAAACUGUCCAUUUAGGGAAACAUUUGACAGAUAUGCGUAUUAAAACAUACAAUAGCAGAAAUACAGAAAUAGUGCAUAUUAAGUGAAAAUAGUGAAUAACAUUUGAAUCAGUAAAUUCAGUCUAACUUUGCUAGCAUUCGUAGUCAUGUAGACAAUCUGAGGCUGUAUCAGGCAGUUUUUCAUGUAUAUUCUGUGGUGGAGGGUAAUUCAUCAUUAAGAAAUGCUCGUUAAACAUUCAACACUGAGUGGGACGUUUUCAUCUCAUUGAUAUGAAAUCAUUUUUUGACCUCUUGGAGAACCAUUUAAAGUGUGGAUAAAUGUCAGUAACACGUCUUUUGGUGUGUAUUCAAAAUGAUGUACAUAAAUGGCUGAAUUAUUUACGAUAUGCCAAAAUAGAAAAUUGAUUUUUGUGACUCCACCCCUGUAUGUCUGCACAUAAAUAGUCCCUUAAGGUCUGUUCACACCAUGGACAAAAACUACAAUUAUACAUUUUUAAUAAUCGUUAUAAUUCUGUAAGAACAAGGAAACCCACUCCACCGCUAUAAUGAUAUCAACAGAGAAACAAUAUGGUGGGAAUCGCAUUCAGAAUGCAGAAAGCCAAUCAAAAUCUGACUUUAAGGGGCUUAAGCAUUUAAACUGCAGCCUGUGCUUGUAAUAAACAGAGCAUUAUCGUGUGUUGGUAUCGCUUUCAUUCUUCGUUUGAGUGGGCCUUUCCUCAGUUAUCUCAACAUUUAGUCACUCCAUCCUUCAUUGACUACAAAGGCCUGUUCACACCAAGAACAAUGACCAUAACGAUAAUUAUCUAGCAUUCACACCAAUAGACGAUAAUGUUUUGUUUAUUAUAAGCACUUGCUGCAGUUAUAUUGUAGUCCACUUUAAAUACUCAAGCUCUGUACAGCUGGGUGGAUUCUGAUUGGCUGUCAAUGUUUUAGCAUCCAUCAGCUAGAAAAAAAAAUUAUUCUGAACGUAAUUCCAAUGAUAUUGUUCUUUAAGGCCCAUUCUCACUAAGGAUGAUAACUAUAAAGCUUUAAUGAUUCAAAUUCUAACAAUAAGAAGUCCACACUACAACCACAUGAUAAUGACACAAAGGAACAAUAUCAUUGGAAUCACUUUCAGAAUUAUUUCCCCCCCCCCCCAACACCUGAAUCCUUGAGCAUUGAGCAUUUAAAGUGGCAGAAUAAUUGCAUCACAUGCUUAUGAUAAAUAUGUAGUUAUUAGACACCAAUAUAGUUAUUGUUCUUGGAGUGAACGGGCGUUAAGUGUGAAUGUGAUUUAUUUGAUGACACGAAAAAUGAUUGCAUAUGGUUUUUGAAAUGACCUGCCAGUAUGUGCACUGACUUGAAUAAGCUGAAUGCACUUCCUGAACUUUUGGGCAUCAGUAUAUUCUGUGUAGAAUUUAAAGAUGCUUUUGAAUGGGAUAUAUGGAAUUGGCUACCAAUGCAUUAUUUGAAAAGUCUGAAUAUGAGCCUGGACUUGCCAGAAAUAGGCCUGGAACAAUUUAGAGCGAGAAAGAGAGGAAAAAACAAGCAGAGUGGCCACAGACAUAUACAUUUACACCAAUAAGUUUGACAAAGUUAUUGCCUACAGAAUGAGAAAUGAACUGGAUGAACAGAAAAAUAAGCAAAGCAUUUGUCCUGAAUUUACUAUGUAAACCUGUAGGACAUUUGCAGGAAACUCUCUUAAAGCUACAGUACGCAACUGCAUACUGCAGACUGUAGAUAAAGACCUCUUCCUCAUUUAAGAGUAAGACCGUGUGUGUAGGUGGGGGUGGAGAGCAACAUGUAUACUGUAAUAUACACAGAAGAAUGUGAUUCCCAAAUGGUUAUAUAACCAUGCUGAUUAUGCUUAUUGAAUGACCUUUAACCUUUUUUGGUACACUGAGGCCCUGAACCUUUAUUGUAUUUUUUAUAUAUAUAUAUAUAUAGUUUUGGGCAUGUUCUGUCCUCAGCUAUUCAUGUUUCAUAAAUAAUGAAAAAUGUAAAUACUUCAUGGGACAUAAUUUUCUUCAUUAAUAUUGCUAUCUGUUAUUAAUCGGGUCUGUCUGUCUCUGUUUUAGACUCCCUGCCUGUGUUAGUCAGUGUCAUUGCCUGUGUUGUUGUCUUAUUUUUGUAGGUGUUUCAAUAAAGUAACCUUUUCAAAUAAA